UUCAUCCCAUCAGAGUCUUUAUAAUUCAUUAAUUUGAAAUUUUCCCCUCAUAGUUAUUUUUUUUAAAGUCAUAAAUGACUUUAUAUGUCACAGUUUGGACUGUUUAUUUCAUUAACUGGACUAAUUUAUCUCAUUAUCAUGAAAAAUAUGUCUUUUUCUAUCAUCAUUAUGAAUUUUUGUGUCAGGAAAAUGUAUUUCUGUCUUAUAAUUUUGACUUUUUAUUUCAUAAUCACAACUUUUAUCCGAUCAAUAGGCCUAAGACAUUUUAUUUCAUAAUUUUGACUCAUUAAUAUAUAUUUUGUCUUCUAAUUAUUACUUUUUAUGUUGUAAAUGUAUCUUUUCCCUCACAAUUAUGACUUCUUUUGUCAUAAAUGCCUGUUUAUCACAAUUCUGACUUGUCAGGUAUUUCAUAAUUCGUACUUUUUCUGUCGGAAUAUGACCUUUUGUGUUACAAUUUUGACAUUCUAUUUAAUACUGAUGACUUUUUGUGUCACUAAUAUGACUUUUCCUGUCAUCACUGUCUUUCUGUCUCAUAAUUAGAACUUCGCUGGCGCAGUGAGUAAACCCUUACCGCACUGACACGGACUGAAACAGCCCAGUAAGCAUCCCCCUUAAAUUUAGACCCACUUUACUUUGGUCACUACCAGUAAAUCCGAUAAGCUCCUCAUGAAUAAGUGAGUGAGCUCUCCUCCUCUUCCUCACCUCCUCCUCCUCCUCCUCGACUCUCCGCCCCCGCAGGUCCCGUUAAAUUCCUCCUGCCUGGCAUCAGGUUCCCGGGGGAAAGGGCGGAGAGUUGGCCCCAAACUCCGUCUGUAACAUAAGCGACAGGGAGCAGACGAGAGACAAAACUCAUUUUACCGAAACCUUAGAGGCGAGAAGCUCCGUGGCUCUAAUUAGUGUCAGCCCAGCGAGGGAGGACCGGAGGGCAGGCUGAGGGAGCUGCGAGCCGUGUCGGGAUGAGGCAGGCGUAACCACGACCGCGUAUAUAUAUUAGGGGGACCGGCCUGUUGCCUGCUGCCUGUUGCUGCUCUCCGGCUCUCAGCGUGUGUCUUCGCGGCAGAGGCAGCUGACUGCGGGGCUACAUGGCAGCGAGGCGGACCAGACGCACGACCGGGUCGGAUGUGAGCAGGACCACCGCGGCCCGGGCCGCUGCUGUGGCCGAGCAGCUGCGCUACGAAUGCUCCAUCUUACUGGAACUUUAUAAAAAGAAGGAGAGUUUCUCCGCAGAUGUUUCUGUGGCGGACGGUCGUCUGGUGUCCGUCCCUCCUCCUUCAUCCCAGCUGGACACCAGGGACAAGCUGUGGCGUCUCCACUCCGCUCUGCUACAGUGCCGCAGCCUGCUGGAGAGAGCCAUCAGCAGAGAGGAAGAGGAGCUGGGCGAUGGGACGAAGGCCGAUUAUGAGACCCAGAGGAAGAAGGUGAAGGACAGGUUGUCGCUUCUCUUGAUCAACACAGGGGAGCUCCUCAAAGCUGUCGAUGGCGCGGCCGUCCCGACUCCCAGCUUGGACGGAUUGGAGAUAGACGGCCCGACUGUUCUGUUUGAGCUGAAGCUUUGGGUUUACCGGAUCUACAAAGAGGUGGACUACUGGACCAAAACGACCAUCACCACAUUGCAAGCCCUGCCCUCUGUGUUAGCCAAGGAGCGAGUGAUGGCCACACGAGUCAGGAUCACGAGAAGCGCCCGCAGAUGAGAGAAGUGUGUGUGUGUGUGUGUGUGUGUGUGUGUGAGAAGGAUAAUUGAGAGAAAAUAACGUGGUUGAGGAGAGAGAGAAAGCGGUGAGUGAAGGCCUCAAAGGGGCGAGGAAAUGAAGCGGGAUGUUCAGACAGGGGCCAAAGUGAGAAGCUGAAGGAGAAAGAGGAGUGAAAAUAGCCAUCUGAUAGCGAGACAGAUCCCCACUGAGACAGAGCGAUGAGUGGGUGGGGUUAUUUUAAGGGCAUGAAGCCCCCUUUACAUGAUCACAGGCCUUAGACCAAGAGGGAGUGAUAGGCCAUCACCAUGUUUGUUACUGCUAAUAACAAAGUUUAUUUUUUGUAAGGGACAGUUCACCCCAGAAUUACACAUUUUUUGUCUUGCCUGUAGUUUUAUUUAUCCACCUGGAUUGUUUGGGUGUAUGCUGCAGAGUUUUGGUGAUACCCUCAAAUAUAAUGGAACUAGAUGGCACUUGGCUCAGAGGGGCAAUAAAUAAAUAGAUUUAAAAAAACUCAACAGCGAUGUCUCUCUCUCAUAGUCAUGACUCCGUUACGAAAGAUAAUCGAUAGACCACGUUUUGAGCAGUUUCAUGUAGGGACAAUUUUUUAAUUCUAACUACAGCACCAGUUGUACAGGAAGCCUCCUGUAGUGGUACAGUUACUAGGGUAGCUAACAUUAUGGCUCAGCUGAGGAGGACGCAAUUAAUACAUUUAUCAUCUCGCUCUGUAUGGAUGGCAGGCUUCAUUUAUUAGAAAGAAAUAGUUACGCCUGGGAUGUUAGUGAUUAAUGUUUAAUCGAUUAGUCCCCGUUCAUAAUUUAACCGAUUAAGAAUGUCUUGAUCAACAAUCAGAGAUGGGCACAGAUACUUCUAAAAGCAUUGUGAUACAAAUUAAAAUAAUUUCUUAUCAAAUGUAUUAAAAUAAAGUCCACAUUACUGGUAUGAAAAUGAAAAUGUGUUUAAAAAAAUACAAAGAGACAUUCUAUACUGACUGUUAAUACAUUUUAGCCAUUUAGGAUUCUCUUCAUCAAGCCAGCUGUUGAACAGUGACAUGAAAUGGGUCAUUAUUUUGUGUUACUCAAGCAACUUUGUGUUACUUUAUUGGUUCUUGUAGCUGCUAAUAUAGCCUACUCUUAUUCUGCAUCAAACAGCGAUCUUGGCAGUAGUUGUAACAGUUUUCGUAUGAGAUAACAUCCAACAUGUCUAAUUUCUUAUUAAUGAUUAACCAGUAAUUGACUGUCAAGGCAGCCGACUGUCAGUUAAAUUAAUCCACAGUUCCUACAUGAAUCUGCUUACAGCAAGAUCUGUGGAUUAUCCUGAGUAACUGAGUCAUGAUUUCUGGAAAGAGGAACCACAAGUCGAGAUCCAUCAAGUUCCAUGAAAUUCAAGAGAAGGCAGACAGACUCUAUGAGAGAUAUCUCCAAAACUUGGCAACUCAAACCAAAACAGUAGCGACGCAGGUAAGAGGGAGAGUGUGUAUGUGAUUUUGGGCUGAACUGUCCCUUUAAGUGUUGAAGACUCUAAUACAAUAGUAUAUUUAUUGUUGUAAGAUGAACUCCAACAAUGUAUCCAAGAUUUAGAGUUAUGAUAUCAUUUCUUUCUUUCUUUCUUUUUUCUUUCUUUCUUUCUUUUCAAUUUUAGUGUUGAGGAAACGUGACAUGAUUAACACCAACUUGCACUCCUCUGACACAACCGAAGUUAUUACUUAUUAGUUAUUACACUGCAGCUGAAGCAGGAAAGAGUCAGCGAGGGGCACAUUCAGAUGAAAAUGAGGCCAUUUGAAUUCAUGCCAUCAGCAGACUGUAGCUCUGAUAUGUGUGGUUUUGAAUACUGUGGCUAUAAAUCAUUCCACAAAGAUCAUCUGGGGAUGUUCAGCGUGUGGAGAGACAAAAAAAAAAGAUCUGUGUAACAGCACCCUCUUGUGUUUACAUGGUGCCAUUACAAGGAGGUGUUCUUUAUUUCUUGAUUUUUCCUCAGUAAGGCUUUUGUCAAAUUACCCUGUGUUUAUUUUGUUCUGUUUUUAGGACACUUUCUUAGCAAUGACAUCAUGUUGGACCACGUCACAGGGUUUGUGUGGUGCAACAUUAACAGUCCAACCUGAUGGGAACAGGAAUGGGCACAUGAGCAGCAGGGUCGUGGAAAAACAGUGUAAAUAGUAGAAGUCUGCUUACUUAAGCGAUAAAAGCAAAUUUAGAAUAUGUUCAUUUAUUUGUGACACUGAUUUUUUAUCUCAUUAAAGUGAGAUUAAAAAUCAGUAAAAUGUGACAAUUUUGACUUUCAGUCAUGUGAAAGGAAGAACUUGUGUUUGUUAAGUGAUCUGCUGUCUCGUCAUUGGGCAGUUGCAGCUUGCACUGCAGAAAUCAGUGUACGGUCGAUAGGUGAACUUGGUCAGUCUACACUGGGCUGCGUUACUAAUGAAAUUAGCAUCAGCCGCAGGCUCAGAUUAUCUUUAAUGAUGCAUGAAGCUUUGGGGCAAGAAAAAGAGAAUACAUAUCAAUAUAUAUGAUGAGGUUAUGUAGGGAAAAGCAAGCAAACCAUCACAGUGUUCAGCUGGUGAUCUGACAGUUAAACUUGUGUCAUUUAUGUAGAUUGCACUCAGUUUAUAUUUGUCACAUGCUGGAUGAAUUAUGUGUAGGUUGAUAAACUGUUGGUAGGUGCACUGGGAGUAUAAACUGUGUGAGACUCGAGGCUACCAAACUGUCUUCCGGCUGAAUAUUGUUACCGGAAGGCGACGUAAAUACAUUUAGUCCUUUGAUCUGCGGCGAUGAAUAUCACAGAUCCAAUGUAAGCGCUAAGAAAAUAAGAGCACAAAGUACAAAUGCAUCCCAAAUAUCUAGUUAUUAUAUGCCGUGCAGCACUUUUAAUGUGGUAUCACAUAAAAAAGCAAUAUUACAUGAAUUGCAUUUGCACUUCUGCCUUCGACUGAGGAUGUAUUAUCUUUCCUCGUGCUCCUUUUCAUCUACUCUGAUGAUGAGCUAUCUGCUGAGCUACACAGAGCGUUAAUCUUCUUCAGCUUCCUUCUGUUUUGAGUCGGUUGAUUUGCGGCAUUUGCAGAGCCUAGAGAAAUUUUGACCACUGGGGCUAAAAAAUGCAAGUAUGCUGCCACAGGUGCCACAGAAGAAACGUCAACCAAGGAACCUAAAAAAGAAGAACGGGUCAUUGCGUUACUGAAGCUUCAGAUUCAGUGAUGAAGAAAUGCCUCCAGAGAAUAAAGAACACACUGAAGAGAGCAGGUUUAAUGACUGAUGUUGUGAUUGGCCUGCCGAUCGUUCCUUGAUUUUGUUCGGGAAAGACUCCUGUCGUUGUAGUCCCAUCAGCAAUAUUUGGUCAGACCUGCCCCAUUUGGUCACGAUAUCAUCAGCCCUGUCAAUCAUUUGGACAAUAAAAUCAGUCAUUAACCUGCUCUCUGAAGUGUGUUCUUUCACAGUCUUCUUCAGAAGACACACACAAAGGAGUUAGGUUGGGUUUUGGUGUGUUUCUCCAUGCAUCGCUCCCCAAAGCAAGAUUCAAUAAACUAAUGACUCUUUCUUCUUUUUUCCUUGGCGAGAACGGGGGAAGCGAGUGAGUUUAAAGGCUGAUCAGACACAAGAGGAGCAGCAUUUUACUGUAGAAAGUUACCGCGGUCACAAUCGCGUUACUCUCCGUUACUAAACCGAAGAGUCACCCUGUUAUAGUAUAUAUAGUAUUCCACCAGCACUGGAACUUCUGUUGCCAAUGCAUCGGCCCCACUGAAUUGAAUGAGGCUGCAUAUCUUUGACUUUGCAGUGGUAUUGUCUGUCCGAAUGCAGCCUUGGAGCCGGAACGUUAGCUAAAUGGGACAUCUAAGUAGUCCCAGUUUCUUCACAUUAAAGCCCUCCAUUGCUUUCUAUGUGCCACACACAUCAUCUGUCAGAGGCGGAUUGACCUUCACCAGACUCAAAACAGUCCGUCCUCUUCCGGCACAUCACAGGAAGUGCAGCUAUGGGGUUACAUUCCUGACAAACAAGAUGUUUUUAUUUGUGUAUUGAUUGAUUGUCGUCCCCCCCUUCACAAUACAUUUUUGUUACUGUGUCUUCUUUACCAAUGUAGUUUGUUCCACCGCCAGGCGCCCUCUCUUUUGACCUCUGGUGCAGGGAGAGCUCGCUCCAGAGAAAUGGCUCAAAGCACAAAGAGAGGAUUAGGUUACCAUCACAUCUGUCUAUAAGCGGCAAUCAUUCUGUCACUCCAUCGACACAGUCGAUGGAGUGAUAAACUGCCUUAUCAUAAAGAUGAUAUGAUUAAACUCUCUUUAUCCCGAAUGGUCUGCUAAAUGUUUAGAUGAAUUGUCUCAUCUUUGGAGUUUAUGGUCAAGCAAGAAUAAUCCUUGCAUGGCUUUAUUUGUGCAACAACUGUCCCGCUCUGUACAAUUUGAUCCUCGUUAAAAUGUUAACAAAGGAGACCAGACACCGAGGCUGGAUUUAAUCUGUGGGCUGUCAAAUCUAUUUUGUAUUUCUGUUCAUCACUGUAGUACAGAAAUCUCCUCAGUGUCUUAAAACAAAUCUGUCUUCUAGAAUGAAAACCAUCCUCUCUUGACAUUUUCAAGUUAAGCCCCUUUCAGACAUGGAAUCUGUAACGUUGAUGGUGUUCUUCUACCUGUUUCAAAUAUACAGUUCACUGAUAGUUCUGUGAUGCAAGACUAAACAAUGUGCUGGAGCUGCAAUCAACAAAUGUUGUUGUGGCCAUGUGUUAGUUUUUUGAUUGAUUGUUUUCUCGAUAAAUUAUCAGACAUCGGUGCGGCCCAUAGAGCCAUCUUAGUUUUCUGCUAACUUGAAGGGGACUAAAACAAUGUAAUGGUGUAGCUUCUCUAGACUUUCCAAAUGUUUUUAGACCAAAUGGCUCAAAUUCUGACAGUGAAAUGAAUGAUUUUCUGGAGGUUAUGACACUGAAAACCAGAAGCACUGCAUCGUGCUCGUAUGCCCGGCGGACCAGUCAGGCUUCUGUCCCUGAGCUGUGCGGUUGAAUAACGGCCAGAACAAUUUUUUGCAGAUUAUAAUGAUGUCACAGAGCAUUUAACCUCUGGCCUUUUGGAUAUCAAACGCCAUGACUUCAUCAUUUAAUCCUGUUACACAUUUGAAUCAAAUCUUAUUGUAAUUAUUAUAUGAAUUCUUGAGUUAUGUCCAAAUAUAUGAUUUGUGAGGUCACAGUGACUUUGACCUCUGACCCUUGGCCACCAAAUUCUGACGACUUCAUCCAGAUGUCAAGGUGGACGUUUGUUCCCAAUUUGAAAAAUUUGCUUAGCGCAUUCUGAGCAUGUACAACAGUGGUACAUAUGCACAAAUGUAUGCUGCUUCUUCCACAACAUAGGCAGCUUAUGGAAAACCGUCUUUUGGGCCAAUGUAAUGCUGUAAUUACAUAAUUUGGCCACUAUGUAAAACUGGUGUCACAGCCUGGUGCAGUUACUAGGGACUCUCUCCGUAACACACACACACAAUGAUUGAUUAUAAAGUAAUGAAAACAUCCGUCUGCCAAUAGAUCCCCCUAAAUCUCACACACUGCAACAUCAAGACCAAAAGUACAGCCAAUAUGUAUUCAUAUUUUAGAAUCUGGAACAAGUGAGAUAUUGACAUUUUGGCUGAAAAAUGUCUCAACCAACCAAAAAGAGCUGAUGAAGUAACGGGCCGAUUAAUCAACUAAUCACUUCAGCAAUAUCGUAAUUUACAGAUAUUGUGCAAGAUAGGACUCAAGCCUGCAGCGUACUGUCAUGCUGUGCUGUUGUGAUAAGACAGUUCUGUCACAUCAGCUUUGGACCAAUGUCCAGUCAGUUUCUGUUUUUUUUUUUUUUUUGCAAAAGUAGCAGAAGUCUCUCGACUGAGUCAAAUCUGCUGCCUCAAACUGUCCUCUGUGAUCAAAGUGCAGCACUCUAAGCUUCGUUCCCACUGUGCCGUGAUUGGUUUGCACACUAUACUCAAAAUGCUCACAUGUAAGAACACUGUAAUCCUGACCUUGCUUUGACUGGUAACUUGAGCCAUGUAGAAGAACAUUUUACAGAAAUGUGGCCUUAAAGGAUUCAGUCCCUUGUUUGAAAGUAGAUUUUACACAUUAUUUCAUGUCUAAAGGGGCUUAAUGCAACGUUAGAGUAGACCAGCACUAGCCCUCAGUUUUAUUUUGAAUGUCAGGGCCAAAAUGGGGAACAUGACAGCUUUAACAUUGUUCUUUGUUUUUCAUUGAAGUUACCAAAAACUUGGUGGAGAGAGCGUCGGUUGAUGCAUUGUGAAUAUGACACAUGAGCGAUGUACUGUCUUUUUUAAUGUUUGUCUGAACUUUGGAAUGGUGUACAAACUUAUUUAUUGACGACUGGACUUCUGACGGUGUGCGAGUGGGUUGAAAUAAAUUGAUCUUGGCUAUAA
Molecule: messenger RNA, 8053 nt
Organism: Acanthopagrus latus (yellowfin seabream)
Lineage: Eukaryota; Metazoa; Chordata; Actinopteri; Spariformes; Sparidae
Gene: cntf
Product: ciliary neurotrophic factor
Exons: 3
Coding region: 1083-1691 (202 amino acids)
Biological process (GO): ciliary neurotrophic factor-mediated signaling pathway; negative regulation of neuron apoptotic process
Molecular function (GO): ciliary neurotrophic factor receptor binding
Source: RefSeq, a predicted model, not a curated record